AUGGAUAUUAUCCAGAGGAUGUCACAGAGCUUGCGAGAGCUGAAUAAUUCUGACCUAGAUAACUCAUUAGUUGUCUUAGGUGUCCAAUAUAGUCCAACUGUUGAUGAUUGGGGAAAACAAGAUGAAGACAUGCCAGUUGGUCUGUUACACCAUAUAUUGCCUAAGAAGCAGGCAUGGAAUCCUGAAUUCCUUUUAGACGUGAAGUCUCGGUUACAUUUCACUUAUAGAACGCGCUUCUCUCCAAUUGUAAGGCAUCCUGACGGUCCAUCUCCAUUAAGUAUUGGGGCUCUACUACGGAAUAACCCCUUAAACGUGCUUGAAAAUGUUAUGAAAAACUCAGAUUGCUUUAUUACAGAUAUUGGAUGGGGUUGUAUGAUUAGAACUGGCCAAUCGCUUCUUGCAAAUGCUUUGCAGAGAGUUAAAUUGGGUAGAGACUUCCGGACAACAGCCGCAGAAGAUCCCAAUGAUAAAGAGCUCACAAUAAUAAGAUGGUUUCAGGAUGAUAUAAAAUAUCCUUUUUCAUUGCAUAAGUUUGUCCAGGAGGGGUUUGAACUCUCUGGAAAGAAACCUGGGGAAUGGUUUGGUCCUUCGGCUACUUCAAUGAGUAUACAGUCAUUGGUUAAGAAAUUCCCCGCAUGCGGCAUUAACCAGUGUACUAUUUCAACGUCAUCUGGUGAUGUCUAUUUAGACCAAUUGGAUCCGCUAUUUGAGGCGGAUCGUGAUACUACAUUGUUGCUGCUAUUGUGUGUGCGCUUGGGAGUUAACGACCUGAACGAGUAUUACUGGAACGACAUAAAACAGAUUUUGACUUCCAAACAAUCCGUAGGAAUUGCGGGAGGCAGGCCUUCCUCAUCACUAUAUUUCUUUGGAUACCAAGGUGACUACCUAUUUUACCUGGAUCCGCAUCACGCCCAACCUCAGCUAUGUUCGUAUAAGGAUGAAGCGGACUUGUACAAUAGCGUACACCCACAGAAAUUCAAUAAAAUACAUCUAUCAGCUAUAGACCCUUCUAUGCUUGUUGGAAUAUUGAUUUUAGGUAAAGAGGAUUGGAAAGCAUGGAAAAAGUCAAUUAAGAGUUCUAGGAUCAUUCACCUUUCUGAUAGCCAACCACCAGAUAUUUUGCUCGACAACGACAUAGAAAGGCUAAUUACUGGCGAUAAAGUAGCGAUAAAUGGGCAAAAGGAUCUCAAGAGUGAACUAGAUUCUGGAGACUAUAUUGACGUCGGUAGCUUUCUCCAUUCUGCUGAACCACACAAGCUCAUAGAACCCGAAGACGAGUAUCAAGAAGUUCACUGCAAGAAUCAAAGAAUAGUUGUAAUGUCCGAAACUGCGGAAGCAGGAGGUCCGCAAAUUGAAGUAGAGAAAGUUCUAGUAGAAGAUCAAACAAUCCCCGUUCGCAGUAAAUGA
Messenger RNA from Eremothecium sinecaudum, 1407 nucleotides. It is a transcript of the gene ATG4, whose product is annotated as cysteine protease ATG4. Gene Ontology annotation, molecular function: protein-phosphatidylethanolamide deconjugating activity. The record is from RefSeq and is a predicted model, not a curated record. Bases 1 to 1407 code for a protein of 468 amino acids. The transcript has a single exon. NCBI's taxonomy places the organism in Eukaryota, Fungi, Ascomycota, Saccharomycetes, Saccharomycetales, Saccharomycetaceae.